Molecule: messenger RNA, 2560 nt
Organism: Paecilomyces variotii
Lineage: Eukaryota; Fungi; Ascomycota; Eurotiomycetes; Eurotiales; Thermoascaceae
Product: Hsp70 family protein
Exons: 4
Coding region: 224-2368 (714 amino acids)
Molecular function (GO): ATP-dependent protein folding chaperone; ATP binding
Source: RefSeq, a predicted model, not a curated record
AGCGAAUGUCUGCAGAAUCAGUAUCGUGUCGAGUGUAACCGGUGGCCAUCGUCGUAUCCUGCCCUCUGCGAUACAGACCCCCCGCUCUCCGAAAGAAAGACCUAAUUAACUGACUUUGUGCUGACUCUGAUCUCCCACCCGCUCUUUACUCAUCGUUUGCUUAUCCUUUUGGCCCUCAGCCUUCCUCUUCUCCUCUCUUCUCCCCUCCAGGCUUUGCCUUCUUAUGGAUCUAAUGAGCUCCCGAUUCAAAUCCCUCACUUUCAGCAGACGCAAGAACAGUCACAGCAACCUACCUCAGGACCAGGUCGCCAGUCCGCACAACAACCUCCUGGCGCCGUCGAACGCCAGCUCUACCGGCUCUCCACCGUCGGCCUCGACAGCCAGUUUACCCAUGCCUGGCCACGCGCAGCACGGUCGCCCUCCCAGUUAUCCAUAUAAUGGUACGGGUCGACCGACCAGCCCGAUGCCGCCGGGGCAGCAGCUUGCCCCCCACCCCGCACCUAUAAACACCAGUCUGCAGUAUGGGCAGCAUGGUGUUCCUGCUAUGGCGCCUCCAGCCUAUGGAGGAUAUCCUCAAUCGAUUCCGCAUGGGAUCCAACCCACGAUGAACCAGUAUGGGAUGCGCAACCCCGCAGUAGAGGUGGAGGGUGCAGGGCGGAGCAAGGCCCAGCUAAUCGUCGGUAUUGAUUUUGGCACAACAUUCUCUGGUGUUGCUUUCGCUUUUGCGACGAAUACAGAGGCGAGGGAGGAUAUAAUCACAGAAUGGCCCGGAGCGGGCACGAAUACCAAGCAGAAGAUUCCCACCGUGCUAUACUACGAUCAGUACCAGAACGUUGUAGGAUGGGCCCACGAUGUUGCGGACGCCCUCGCUCCUAGCGGCUAUCCAAAACCUGGAGUACAGAAGGUCGAAUGGUUCAAGCUACAGCUUAUGCUUUCAGGAAAUACCUACAUUGACCCCAUCAACCUUCCUCCGCUGCCUCCAGGCAAGUCAGAGAUCGACGUCGCGGCAGAUUAUCUCUUCAAGCUACGACAGGCAAUGCGGGCUCAGCUGCAGAAGACACUAGGAGAGGUUUUCGACAGAGAAGAGCGAAACAUCAGAUAUUUCUUGACAGUACCCGCCAUCUGGAAUGAUGCUGGAAAAGCAGCCACGCGAUCGGCGGCCAUUCAAGCUGGUUUCUUGCGGGAUGAGAAUGAUAACCGUUUGACCUUGAUCUCGGAGCCAGAGGCUGCUGCUAUGUUUUGCUCCAAGACUGGACUUCUCAACUUGAAGAUUGGAGACGCCAUUCUCAUCGUCGAUUGUGGCGGUGGAACAGUUGACCUGAUCGCAUAUGAAGUUGAGGAGGAACAUCCCUUCAGUGUUGCGGAGUGCACCGCUGGUUCCGGUGACUCCUGCGGAUCUACAACCUUGAAUCGGAACUUCAGCAACAUCCUGCGCGCAAAGAUUCGAAAGAUGAAACUCCCAGAUGGAUCACGGACCGCCGGAAGAGUAUACGCGAAGUGCAUUAUGGACUUUGAGAACCGAAUCAAGGCGGACUUCCGUAACAAUGGUCAGAAAUGGGCGGUGGAUGUUGGUAUCGAGUCUGACUAUCCUGAAGCUGGAAUUGAGGAGGGUUUCAUGACUUUCACCAACGAGGAGAUCCUACAGUGCUUCGAGCCGGUUGUGAAUCGGAUAUUGGAACUGAUUCGCAAUCAGAUCAUAGCCAUCCAAGCUCAGAACCGGUCGUUACAGAACGUCUUGAUCGUUGGUGGUUUUGGUGCUUCCGAAUACCUCUUCCAGCAAAUCAAACUUCAUGUGCCCCCUCAGUAUCAGUCUAAGGUUGUGCGGCCCAUGGACUCGGUUGCGGCCAUUGUCAAAGGUGCAGUAACUGCAGGUAUCACGGAGCGAGUCGUCACCCAUAGAGUUGCCCGUCGACACUAUCUGAUGGCAACCUUACAGCCAUUCAAAGAAGGCUACCACCCAGAGCAGUAUCGCGUGCCCAGUUUGGACGGUAAAGAUAGAUGCAAGUAUACACGGCAAAUCUUUGUCCAGAAGGGUGAGCGCGUGAAGAUCGGAGAGCCAGUCAAAGUCAGCUUUUUCCGCCAGGUUGCUCCUGGUGCUACGUUGAUGUACGAAGAUAUCCUCUAUGCCUGUGACGAGGAUGUGUGUCCGGAGUAUACCAAGGAUCCUCGCAUCAAGGAGGUCGUCACGCUUACCUCGGACCUCUCUCGCAAGAAUCUCGAAAAGGACUUUGAGCGCAUGGACACGCCUCAGGGCACCUUUUACCGCGUGUACUUCGACAUCUAUCUAACACUUGAUGGAAGUGAAUUCAACGCCGAACUGGUCUGCCAGGGUGAGGUCAUGGGCCGUUGCACGGCAAAGUUCCGGUAGUUGGUUAGUCCUAUCCAUGCCUGAGACUCCCAAAGAUAGAGAGAGACCGGACGAAUGGCAUUUUAGAUGUUACAAGAGGCUCCGCGAAAUCAUUAUGUCCUAGAAGCAAGCUUCCAAUAGGUCCCAUAGCCGAGCGAAGCAGAUUGGACCUGGAAACUGGAUUACGUUCAUACAAAAAAAAAAGCAAAGAGA